CCCCGCCUCCCGCGCUCACGGCACCGGGCGCGGGGCUGCUGGCAGCUAGGGGCCCGCGGGAACCAUGCUCCGGGGGCUGGCGGGCGCCUGGGCCGUGCUCGGCCCGCUGCUCUGGGGCUGCGGGCUGGCGCUGCUGCAGGGCGGGAUGCUCUACCCCCGGGAGAGCCGGUCGCGGGAGCGCAAGGAACUGGACGGCCUCUGGAGGUUCCGCGCCGACUUCUCCCAGAACCGGCGCCAGGGCUUCGAGCAGCAGUGGUACCGGACGCCGCUAAGGGAGUCGGGCCCCAGCCUGGACAUGCCGGUUCCCUCCAGCUUCAACGACGUAGGCCAGGAUGGGCGGCUGCGGAGCUUCGUUGGCUGGGUGUGGUAUGAACGGGAGGCCACCCUGCCCCAGCGAUGGACCGAGGACCUGGGCACAAGAGUGGUGCUGAGGAUCGGCAGCGCCCACUACUAUGCCAUCGUGUGGGUGAAUGGGGUCCAUGUGGCAGAGCACGAGGGGGGCCAUCUCCCCUUCGAGGCUGACAUCAGCAAGCUGGUCCAGAGUGGGCCCCUGUCCUCCUGCCGCAUUACCAUCGCCAUCAACAACACGCUCUCCCCCCACACCCUGCCGCCAGGGACCAUCCUCUACAAGACGGACACCUCCAAGUACCCCAAGGGUUACUUUGUCCAGAACACAAACUUUGACUUCUUCAAUUACGCGGGACUGCAUCGGACUGUGCUCCUCUACACCACGCCUACCACCUACAUCGAUGACAUCACCGUCACCACCGACGUGGACCAAGACACUGGGCUGGUGAAUUACCAGAUCGUCGUCCAGGGCAGUGAGCACUUCCAGCUUGAAGUGUGUCUCCUGGAUGAGGAAGGCAGGGUCGUGGCCAAGGGGACAGGGGGCCGGGGCCAGCUGCGGGUGCCCAGUGCCCACCUCUGGUGGCCGUACCUGAUGCAUGAGCACCCUGCCUACCUGUACUCGUUGGAGGUGAAGCUGACCGCACAGACGGCUGCUGGGUUUGUGUCUGACUUCUACACCCUCCCCGUGGGGAUCCGCACCGUGGCUGUCACAGAGAGCCAGUUCCGCAUCAACGGGAAGCCUUUCUAUUUCCACGGGGUCAACAAGCAUGAGGAUGCAGACAUCCGAGGGAAGGGCUUUGACUGGCCGCUGCUGGUGAAGGACUUCAACCUGCUGCGCUGGCUGGGCGCCAAUGCCUUCCGCACCAGCCACUACCCCUACGCAGAGGAGGUGAUGCAGCUCUGUGACCGCUAUGGGAUCGUGGUCAUCGACGAGAGUCCCGGCGUGGGCAUCGUACUGGCCCAGAGCUUCAGCAACGUGUCUCUGCAGCACCACCUGGAGGUGAUGGAGGAGAUGGUCCGCAGGGACAAGAAUCACCCGGCUGUUGUGAUGUGGUCUGUGGCCAACGAGCCCGCUUCCUUCCUGAAGCCGGCUGGUUACUACUUUAAGACGCUGAUUGCCCACACCAAAGCCUUGGACCCCUCCCGGCCCGUGACCUUUGUGACCAACUCCAACUAUGAAGCAGACCUGGCGGUGCCGUAUGUGGACGUCAUCUGUGUGAACAGUUACUACUCCUGGUAUCAUGACUACGGGCACAUGGAGGUGAUUCAGCUGCAGCUGGCAACCCAGUUUGAGAGCUGGUAUAAGACCUACCAGAAGCCAAUUAUUCAGAGCGAGUACGGAGCAGAAACCAUCACAGGGUUUCACGAGGAUCCACCUCUGAUGUUCAGUGAAGAGUACCAGAAAGGCCUGCUUGAGCAGUAUCACGUGGUUCUGGAUCAAAAACGAAAAGAAUAUGUGGUUGGAGAGCUCAUCUGGAAUUUUGCUGAUUUUAUGACUGACCAGUCACCACAGAGGGCGAUAGGCAAUAGAAAAGGGAUCUUCACUCGUCAGAGACAACCGAAAAGUGCAGCAUUCCUGUUGCGAGAGAGAUACUGGAAACUUGCCAAUGAAACCAAGUACCACGGGUCAGCUGUGAAGUCACAGUGUGUGGGAAACAGCCCGUUUACUUUUUAAGCAAGAACUACCUCUCUGCCGACACGGGCUCUGUCAGCCCCUCCUUCGCAAGCAGGGGGCGACUUCCACAGGACACAGAGCAAGCGCUUCCUGGACUGUGCAUGGCAGACCGGGAAGUUUCUGGUCUGGAUUUUGUGGUCAUUUGCUAGAAGGGAACGUUAGAGGUGAAAAUAAAGGCUUCUGGAGUAUGAGAAUAAAGAGUUGGCUUAAAAGUGACCAUCCAUAAAUUCAGUGAUCUGUACCGCUGAAGCAUCUGAAAUUGUUCUUCUGUGUCAGGCUGUUUUCAUGGCCUUAACCGAGUACGGAGUCUUGAGAAACCUCUGCUUCAGCACUCGCCACAAUCAGAGUCGCUGGAUACAGACUGUGUGCUGCCACAGGAACAGCCCUGCCGCUUUAGGGCCUCCUGUGCUCAGGUGCCACCUGUGCUUUAGGCCAGCCUUGACUUGAGUGGGUGACAGUAAAAGACAAGUGCUAGUAACUCCACAGAUAAGCCGAAGUCCCAGCAAAUUCACAGAAAGUAGUAUCAUGCUGGAAUAAUGCACAAGGUCGAGGUACCAGUGUCCAGAGUUAAGCUGACAUGUAAGCAUAAGAAAGGUAAGAGUUGAGGAAUGUCAGAUUUGGAAGGGAGCUGAGAGGUUACCAGUUCUUCUGGGACGUUCUUCCAACCUCAGCCAUAGUUUUUUCUGGACUGAGAGGGACAGAUGGGCGUAGAAGCCCACUGGGUCAUCACAGCUGACUCCAGUGAAUGUGAUGAGGCCUCUUUAAACGGGCUGGGCCUGCAGACAAGUAGGACAGGCUUUUGUACCUCUGGGUGACGCCACCCGCUCUGCUCCUGAGGAUGGUCUUUCCUUAUGGAAUCUUUCCUCCUCCUCCGCUUCCACAGGCUCCAUUAAGGCAAAUAAGGCACACUGUUUGUAAGAGUUCAGUGUUCAUCUAUCUUGGUUUAAAGCUGAAAGCUUUGGAAAAAUACUGUCCAAUCAAAUAGAAGACCAUGAAACAAUACGAUUCUUAAUACAGAGCUUGAUCUACUUCACUUGCGGGGGAUUUCACAUCUCAACACAUGCCCUUUUUUACCCUUCCUUUCCAAGCUCCAUGAAAGAAACAGUACAGAUAAUUUAACCUCAUUUUAGUGGCCAUCUUUAGACCAUUUUUAAGAAAUGAGAGUGUAGUCAGUUCAAAUAAUAAGUUAGGAAUUCUAGUGGUUAUAUAUUUCUUUCAUUACCACUAAACUUAAGUCCCUUGAAGUAAUCAAGUUUUGUGUUCCAGUUUAAUGUCAAGGAAUAAUAUAUAAAACUCUUUACUUGACAGACAUUUAAAAAAAAAUUAAACAUCACAAACACACUUAAAUGUUUUACAAAUUAGAGGUAAGGUCCAUUUCUUAAGUCCUAAGGUUCUAACACAGGGCACAUUUGUUCUAUUCAAUAAAAUAUGGCUAACUGCAUUUCAAAUGGAAUCAUCUUUCUUACAGAUGUUAACUUUUUAGAAGAUUAUAACAGUGGAGUGUUCGAGGUGAGCUAAAGUAAAGCAGUGGAAAAACAGCUGAUUAAUACAUUCUAUGUGCUUACAGAACUGUAAGCAGUAACAUCUUUUUCAUUAAUUCUCGACAACCACAUACAUCAUAAAUCAACAGGAAUUCCAAGAACUAGACUCUCUGAGAAUUCUGCUUGUGUCUCCUCUAAGUUACAUAUAAUUUAAGAGAAGAAGAAUCAACUCAGUACACCUGUAGAAAUGAAGCUACAGAAACAAUUUCAAGAAUAAUUUAUAAGACUGAAUUCAUUU
Balaenoptera acutorostrata (minke whale) is the source of this 3802-nucleotide messenger RNA. It is a transcript of the gene GUSB, whose product is annotated as glucuronidase beta. Gene Ontology annotation, molecular function: beta-glucuronidase activity; carbohydrate binding; signaling receptor binding. Bases 65 to 2023 code for a protein of 652 amino acids. Gene Ontology annotation, biological process: carbohydrate metabolic process; glucuronoside catabolic process. The transcript has 12 exons. NCBI's taxonomy places the organism in Eukaryota, Metazoa, Chordata, Mammalia, Artiodactyla, Balaenopteridae. The record is from RefSeq and is a predicted model, not a curated record.